UUCGAGACCUCGCGUCUCCUCAGUCCCCGGGCUCAGAGUGGUGUUUGCGGCAGGAUGGCAGCUGCCAACUCCACCGGAGACCUCCCUGCUCCAGGCCCCCAGCUGAGUGUCACCGACAUCAUCGUCAUCGCUGUCUAUUUCGCCUUGAAUGUGGCCGUGGGCGUGUGGUCUGCUUGCCGAGCCAGAAAGAACACAGUGAGUGGCUACUUCCUGGCAGGCCGGGACAUGACUUGGUGGCCGAUCGGAGCUUCACUCUUCGCAAGCAGCGAGGGCUCCGGCCUCUUCGUAGGGCUGGCAGGCUCAGGUGCAGCUGGAGGCCUGGCUGUGGCAGGUUUUGAGUGGAAUGCCACGUAUGUGCUUUUGGCGCUGGCAUGGGUGUUUGUACCCAUCUACAUAUCUUCAGAGAUUGUCACCUUGCCUGAAUACAUCCAGAAGCGCUUCGGCGGCCAGCGCAUACGCAUGUACCUGUCUGUCCUGUCCCUGCUCCUGUCUGUCUUCACCAAGAUAUCGAUUGACCUGUAUGCAGGAGCCCUGUUUGUUCACAUCUGCCUGGGCUGGAAUUUCUACCUGUCCACCAUCCUUACGCUCGUCAUCACGGCCCUGUACACCAUCGCAGGGGGUCUGGCCACUGUGAUCUACACAGAUGCCCUGCAGACGGUCAUCAUGGUGGUGGGCGCUGUCAUCCUGGCAAUCAAAGCUUUCAACCAGAUCGGUGGUUAUGAGCAGCUGGAGGCGGCAUAUGCCCAGGCCAUCCCCUCCAGGACCAUUCCCAAUACCACCUGCCAUCUGCCGCGAGCAGACGCCAUGCACAUGUUCCGGGAUCCGUCCACAGGAGACCUCCCAUGGACUGGGAUGACCUUUGGUCUGACCAUCAUGGCCACCUGGUACUGGUGCACUGACCAGGUGAGCGUCAACACUGCCCACCCCCCACCUGCUGCCCUCUGGGGCGGGGCUGGGGUCCAGCUCGGCUGCUAGGGUUCCUUGUGGUCUCG
Molecule: messenger RNA, 992 nt
Organism: Peromyscus leucopus (white-footed mouse)
Lineage: Eukaryota; Metazoa; Chordata; Mammalia; Rodentia; Cricetidae
Gene: Slc5a10
Product: solute carrier family 5 member 10
Exons: 8
Coding region: 55-975 (306 amino acids)
Biological process (GO): transmembrane transport
Cellular component (GO): plasma membrane
Molecular function (GO): D-glucose:sodium symporter activity
Source: RefSeq, a predicted model, not a curated record